This is a messenger RNA of Helobdella robusta, 939 nucleotides long. RefSeq lists its product as hypothetical. The coding region runs from base 1 to 939 and encodes 312 amino acids. NCBI's taxonomy places the organism in Eukaryota, Metazoa, Annelida, Clitellata, Rhynchobdellida, Glossiphoniidae. The record is from RefSeq and is a predicted model, not a curated record. The transcript is spliced from 6 exons.
AUGUUAAAUAAAGAAAAUGUUGAAAGAGUUGCAGUCUUAAUUAGCUGUGGAGAAGAAGAAGAGUUAAUUGGAGUUCCCCUAUUAGAAAAUGGUGCUGGCAGUACAAUUGCAAAAUCUGUUUAUUCAGAACAUGGAAAGUGGGGUGCACUUGACAAGAUUCAAGCAAUGUCCUUUGACACAACUGCCGUGAAUACUGGCCGCAUUAAAGUUCAUCAUCCAAGGAGCGAUUACAAAGGAUUGAUUAAUCUUUGUCUUAUAUUUUUAGAACGCUUUCCGUCAGAAAACAUCGUGUUUGCGGCUCCUAGUGCUUUUCAUCACGCAAGAAUUAUGGGUAAUAAUGAAGAAUAUUUAAUGAGUAAAAAGAUUGUGGACGGAUUAAAAGUUACAAAUGAUACAGCAAAAAGGGGUGUUAAAUUAAUAACAGGUUUAGGGUGGUUUAGGUUGUUCAUGAAGCGGCAUCCAUCUCUUAGUAUUAGAAGCCCUGAAACAUGUAGUCUCUCACGGACUACAUCAUUUAACCGACACAACAUUGGUCAAUUUUAUAAAAAUUUAGAAAAUUCCUUGGAAAAUCCUUCGUUGCUCAUCCUUGACAACCAUGAAAGUCAUCUAUCUCUUCCAGUUAUCGACUUAGCAAAAAUGAAGAUUUUUUAUCGAGUGCUGUUUCAGAUCGUCCGGAUCCUGCUUUUAGUGGACCUUGUACAUCUAAUCAUUUGUUUGGAUCCUGCUCUUGAUAAACCUUGUCCUGUUUCUGUUUAUCCGGAUCCUACUCUUAGUGGGCCUUGUCCAUCCGUUUCAGAUCAUCUGGAUCCUACUCAUAAUAAAUUUAGUUCAACGUCUAGCUAUACUGGUCAGCUAGCACCUGUUACAUUUUUAACGCCGGAGCAGUUUAAAGGAUAUUCAAAAGCAGGGAAUAGAAAAACAAACAACAUAGGUAGAUAA